AAGCCGCUACCGCUUCGUUCGCUCUUGAUACCCAGAGUGAUCAUAGCUGCUGGAAAUUAUGCUGCUUUGUCAUUCCUUGACAUCGCAUUUCGUGCCGUCCAACCUGUGUUCUUCGCCACACCACUAGAGCUUGGUGGGCUGGGAUUAGAUCCCCCACGCAUCGGCAAUAUUCUAGCUAUCUAUGGUGUGAUCAACGGCUUGUUCCAGAUCUUUUUCUUCGCCGACCUC
Messenger RNA from Suillus subaureus, 228 nucleotides. RefSeq lists its product as uncharacterized. The transcript has a single exon. NCBI's taxonomy places the organism in Eukaryota, Fungi, Basidiomycota, Agaricomycetes, Boletales, Suillaceae. The record is from RefSeq and is a predicted model, not a curated record. The annotation marks the transcript as partial.